CGCUUCGUGGAACGGGAGAAUUGCGGGGCAGCAAGAAACAACUCCGAGUGCCGCACCCGCCAGGUGUCAGCACAUGGCAAGCCUCUAGCAUGUGAGCGCUCAAUGACCCGUACAAAGCAAACGAGGGAGGAGAUGACGGCAUAAAGCUUAUUGAAGCGUAGCAGAAGAAUCAAGAGUAGGCAUGUAAGCGUGCUCUAUGACAAUCAGUCAGUUUGCCAACAACCUGGAAGAUGGGAUGGAAGACGGUGGAGAAAAGCACGAAAAACACAAAAACAGGGCAAAAUCACGCGCAGAACGCAACAAAGACAGGGGGCAAAUGGAGUACAGGCGAAAGGGGGGUCUAUUUUUGUUUGCUGUUCGAUGUCUCGGACGUACCUUUUCCUUUUCCUUUUCCUUUCCUUUCCUUUCUUUUCUCUCUUCUUUUUAUGCCUUCAGCCGAUGGGGAUACUACCCGCCAUGGAAGCAUUCACUGCGGGCCCUCGAGAAGGGAGUCGGGGGUGGCAGCGUGCCAAACCCUGGCACGCCCUCGAAAGUACGCUCUGCGCGUGAGUUGUCUCGGCUAUACGGCGUGCCUGGGGCACCAGGGAAGGACGAAGGACAUGUAUCAUGACUGGAGGCAUCUCCAGGGCCCCUUAAGGGCACGUUUUGCUGGUGUAGAUUGCUCGGCACGUCCCUACAUGUCCAGGCGGCAUGGGGCCCCGGACGCUAAUGAUGAACAAACAAACAAUGACGGCGAGUGUGAGCAUGCCCCAGGAGAGUCUGGGACGCAGCUUCUUCCAGAUUCUGGGACGAGGUCGCCUCGGUUGGGUUGGCAAUGUCCGGCGGUGUGUUAAAGGUUCUGGCCUUCGUCGUAAGCCUUCAGCCUCGGACA
Chaetomium strumarium is the source of this 871-nucleotide messenger RNA. RefSeq lists its product as uncharacterized. NCBI's taxonomy places the organism in Eukaryota, Fungi, Ascomycota, Sordariomycetes, Sordariales, Chaetomiaceae. The record is from RefSeq and is a predicted model, not a curated record. The transcript has a single exon. Bases 231 to 833 code for a protein of 200 amino acids.